AUGGCGGGCCGCCUCGAACAGGUCGUGAUCGACUACUUGGAGGAGGCACAGUAUGAAAAGGCGCUCGCUCUUCUCGACGAGUCGUUUGCAAGCGACGCGCUCCCGACACGGCUAACAGCGAUGCUGCUUGCGCUGAGUCUGUGCAGCAUACCGCAAAGGGCGCCGCAAGCCACACUCCUGCACAGUGCCGAGCAGCUGCGGCCGUCCGCAAAGGCGAUAUACACUGCGAGCGCGCUGCUGCAGCGGUACACGACCAUACCUAAAGUCAUGGCACUGGACCAUGUGCCUGGGCCGCUGUACAGCGCGGUGCACAAGACCGUGCUUGGCGACUGGGCGCGCGCAUCGACGCAGCCCAAGCUCGCUUGGUCGCCACUUGCAUUCUGGGCGACGCAGGCGAACUUGUACGCGUUUGCGGAUAUAUGGCACUUGCUUCGCCACGCGCCAUGGCCGUACGCACAAGUCUAUACCAAUAUACCCCUCCAAAGGACCGAGUUCUGGAUGGGACCCCUGGAAGAGAAAAUCAUCUGCGCCGCACAAUCGCGCGGAGUGGACGACCGCGAGGGCGACGCGGAAACCUUGCAGCACGGGGCGCUUACCGAGGCGGCAUGGCGUACGCUGCGCGUGUUGGUACAUAGUUGGGAACACCAUGCACGCGAACGUGCAAUCGAGCCGCUGGUCGAGCUUCUGUGCGGCACCGAUCCCAGUACAGGACUGGGCGAAGCAGUCAAGCCCGUGUCUCUAUUUCCUUACGAGCGCCUCUCGAUCGAUCACGCGCGCGCCGAACUCGAGGCACAAGGGCCUUUGUACAUACCCACGCGGCGUAUACAGCCGCUAGAAAUGAUGGAGCGCGCCAAUACAGCAGCGCGCUUGCUGAACCUGCUCGCUGAACUCGCGCUGCAAGGCGGCCUGGAUCGCGAUUUGCUGCGGCGCUGUGCGCGCAAAAAUAUGGCACAGCUCGCGCACGAUGAGCUGGAAAGUUUGUGCUAUGCUAUGGGGCCCAAACACGCACUGCCGUUCCAAGAUGCCAUUGGUGCAUACGUCACAGUGAUGCAGGGGGGGAAAGACGGCGAUUUUCUGUACCCAUUCUCGCGCCGCACCACCGCAGACGUUGCUUCCUUGCUACACACACUUACUACUCCGUUUACGCCCGCAACGCGCGACCUGCACGCGCUCCGAGCAUGGUUCCGUAUCGUGUUUCUCAAAUACUACCUUCUCGCACAGUGGAUCCAGCUGGGCAUGGACUGCAACACGACCACGUGGGCAUUCUUGCAGGCGCAUAUUGCCGAAUUGCAGCAGGCGCUCGAGGAAACGCAAAACGAGGAGCGCACGGGCAUGCUCGCAUCGUUACAGAGCAUGGCGGAUACGGUGUGGGCAUCGUACGAGCGUCGUUAG
Molecule: messenger RNA, 1392 nt
Organism: Malassezia vespertilionis
Lineage: Eukaryota; Fungi; Basidiomycota; Malasseziomycetes; Malasseziales; Malasseziaceae
Exons: 4
Coding region: 1-1392 (463 amino acids)
Source: RefSeq, a predicted model, not a curated record